AUGACCAGACCAGACAUCAGCUUCAAUGUCAACAAACUCUGUCAGUUUAUGCAUGCCUCAACCUUUUCACAUUUUCAAGCAGCAAAACGUCUUCUUCGCUACCUUAAAGGCACGGUUAAUCAUGGUAUUCUUCUGACCAAAUCCUAUGUUUUGGCCUUAACUUGCUACACCAAUGCCGAUUGGACCAGCUACCUGGAUGAUAGACGAAGCACAAGUGGGUUCUAUCUCUUCCUAGGUUCCAACCUCAUCUCAUGGAGCUUCUCCAAGCAAAAAGUAGUCUCUCGUUCCAGUGCCAAAUCAGAAUAUCGUGGCCUUUCCAAUGCUGCCGCUGAGGUCCUCUAG
Messenger RNA from Benincasa hispida (wax gourd), 342 nucleotides. The record is from RefSeq and is a predicted model, not a curated record. Lineage: Eukaryota; Viridiplantae; Streptophyta; Magnoliopsida; Cucurbitales; Cucurbitaceae.